Theileria parva strain Muguga is the source of this 1681-nucleotide messenger RNA. RefSeq names its product Mitochondrial small ribosomal subunit Rsm22 family protein (gene METTL17). Gene Ontology annotation, cellular component: mitochondrial small ribosomal subunit. Lineage: Eukaryota; Apicomplexa; Aconoidasida; Piroplasmida; Theileriidae. Gene Ontology annotation, molecular function: methyltransferase activity; structural constituent of ribosome. Gene Ontology annotation, biological process: translation. The coding region runs from base 51 to 1661 and encodes 536 amino acids. The record is from RefSeq and is a predicted model, not a curated record. The transcript has 15 exons.
GUUAAAUUUAUUUUUAAAAAUGCUGAUUUAGCAUUAUCUUGUUACACACAAUGUAUUAUAUUAUCCGUAGAAUACACUUUGGAUGUUUUCCUGGACUACGAUUCCAACCAUGUUCACUUUUCAAUUCCUCCUCAUAUCGCAUCCAAAACGUACACACUUAUCCUGGAAUCCGAUAUGACAAGAUUCCAAAUUAUCAUAAAGAGGAUCUUUCAGAUGAAGAUGAUUUGAAUGAUGUCAGUCGACUAUCAAUUAAGACUCUACCCUUUCCUUCCUCUGUUAAAGAGAAACUUUUUGCAUUAAUUAAAUCAAUAUCUAAGAAAAGGGACAUUGACAAUAUCGGAUCAUACAUUUCAAAAAAGAUGGCUUCCAGAACAUGUGUAGAACUUCCCAAGAUUUUACCUUCAGUUUUAUUGGACUCUAACACACCUGAAAAUAAGUAUUUGGACCAAUUGAAGAACUUAUCCAAAGAUUCUAAGUUCACACAUCUCUACAACCUUCUAAACAAGGGAUCGAUUGGACCAAACGAGCAGGCUCAAAUAAACUUAAGUGAAGCUGAAGACUCAAGGCACAAGAAUAGUAAUAUAAACUACUCGCCACAAAUAUCAGUUGCUUACACAGCUCAUACUUUUUUUGGCCAUUACGCAGUUUUCCUGAGGAUAUUCCACGAGAUAAACAAAAGAGUUGAAAAUCUAAAACUGUCUAAGAUAAUGUUUUACAACCCUGGCCACGGAGCUUCUUUGAUCUCAGCAAAUACCAUUUGGGACCUGAAAUCUUCUGACAUUCUAGUAGUCGAACCUUCCCAGAACCUUCUGAAGAUUUGCCAACAUCUAACAUCAGACCUUCUUAACCCAAGGUUCCAAAAUGAUAUAUACGAAAUCACAGAACACUUUGAUUUGAUUGUCCUUCCAUAUGUGUUGUCAAAUACCCUUGGCCAUAAGUCAAGGAGUCUUUUGGUAAAAAAUUUAUGGAACAGACUGAAUGUUGGAGGAAUUAUGGUGGUUGCUGAGCCUGGAACUCCAACCGGGUUUAGGAUGAUUCAUUCCUUGAGGGAGUUAUUUAUAUCGCAGCUCCAGGAUAAAUCUUUUCAUUUCAUAGCUCCAUGUCCUCACGAGGGGAUUUGCCCCUUGGCACUGACUGGCAAGGACUGGUGCCACUUCUCCCAGAGAAUUUACAGGAUACCACACUACAUUUACAAUAAGGGCUCAAUUUCAAAGUCUAUAGAUAACGAAAAGUUUUCAUAUUUAGUUAUUGGGAAAUAUACCGGACCCAGGUCCAAGUAUCCAAAGGAGUCUUUAUCAAUUUCACCUGCUGAAAGGUCAUACUUCUGGCCUAGAAUCGUGAUGCACCCACUCAAGGUUGGCCGGAGGGUACUGAUCGAUGUUUGCAGUAGUCCCAACCACUUCAAAAGACUUAUUGUUCCCAAGAAUACACCAGAGUCCAGUGGAUACAAAUAUGCAAGAGAUGCACUUUGGGGUGAUUUGUGGCGGUUUGCUCAGAGGGUGGAGAAGCCUGUGGCCAGGGGUUACACACCACCCAAGGUGGUGGAUUACCUGCUUAGCGAAUCUGAGAGGGAGCAGAAGAUUAAGAGCAAGAUUGAAAGGACUGAAAUUUCAAUAAAGGACAAAAUAGAGCAGGACAUGAUUCGAAACUACUCAGCUUAAACUAAUUUAAUAGUUGAAAA